This is a messenger RNA of Heterocephalus glaber (naked mole-rat), 9696 nucleotides long. It is a transcript of the gene Trip11, whose product is annotated as thyroid hormone receptor interactor 11. Gene Ontology annotation, molecular function: small GTPase binding. Gene Ontology annotation, cellular component: Golgi apparatus. The record is from RefSeq and is a predicted model, not a curated record. NCBI's taxonomy places the organism in Eukaryota, Metazoa, Chordata, Mammalia, Rodentia, Bathyergidae. Gene Ontology annotation, biological process: endoplasmic reticulum to Golgi vesicle-mediated transport; Golgi organization.
GCUGGUGUCAUGGCGGCGAGCGUCGAGUUGGCAGGAACAGCCUUCGGAACUGAGGAAAGUCACUAAAACUGAGGGAGAAGUGGCCAUCCAAGUGGGCAGGAAGUCGUGAGAAUGAGCAGAAGUCCCUGGGGUGUGACUGUAUCACUAGAGGCGAGUCCCUGGUAAAGCUCGGGGUCGGGCCUCUGCGUUUCUGGUAGACCCGCGUUGUGGUUCCAAACCGGAGCUCGUUAAUCGGGACUCAUUCCGCAGCGGCUCAGGACAGUCGAGCGGGCCAAAUUGUUCACGAAACCCGCAGAGAUGUCGUCCUGGCUCGGGGGCUUCGGGUCCGGCUUGGGCCAGUCACUGGGUCAAGUUGGGGGCAGCCUGGCUUCCCUCACUGGCCAGAUUUCAAACUUCACCAAGGAUAUGCUGAUGGAGGGCACCGAGGAAGUGGAAGAUUUAUCUAAUUCUGGAAGAAAGGAAAUUGAAGCCAUCUAUGCAGUCUUAAAAUCAGAGAAUGAAAGGCUUAAAACACUUUGUAGUGAUCUAGAAGAAAAGCAUGAAGCAUCAGAGCUUCAAAUAAAGCAGCAGUCUACAAGUUACCGAAAUCAGUUGCAACAGAAAGAGGUGGAAAUCAGCCUUCUUAAAGCAAGACAGAGCGCGCUCCAGGAUGAGCUGCUGAAACUGCAGCCGGCUGCUCAGUCGGUGCCCACGGGGGCUGGCAGUGCACCCGAAACCACUGCGUUGUCUUCCGCCAGUUAUGGGCUCCAUCAUCGCCCUGCAGCUUUCUACGAUGAUGACAUGGACUUUGGCGACCUACUUGCAUCACAACAGGAAAUAAACAGAUUGUCAAAUGAAGUCUCAAGACUUGAAUCUGAGGUUGGCCAUUGGAGGCGUAUUGCCCAGGCACAAGGAACGUAUAGCUCUGAUCAAAGUGAAAUCUGCAAACUGCAAAAUAUUAUUAAGGAACUGAAACAGAACCGAAGCCAGGAAAUUGAUGACCAUCAACAUGAAAUGUCAGUAUUACAGAAUGCACAUCAACAGAAACUGACAGAUAUAUGUCAUCGACAUCGAGAGGAAUUAAGCAGCUAUGAAGAACGAAUUGAAGAACUUGAAAAUCUAUUACAGCAAGGUGGCUCAGGAGUUACAGUAACUGAUAACUCUAAGAUGUGUGAAAUGCAGAAAACCAUUCAGGUUCUACAAACUGAAAAAGUGGAGUCUACAAAAAAAGUUGAAGAACUUGAGAAUAAAAUAAAAGACAUAAAUAAAAAAUUAUCUUCUGCAGAAAAUGACAGAGAUGCCUUGAGGAGAGAACAAGAACAGCUAAAUAUGGAAAACAGACAAAUAAUUGAACAGUGUGAAAGCUUGAAACUGGAAUUGAAGGCUUAUGCUAUGGAGCAAAGUGAUAUGGUGUCGGAAAAGGAAAGAGCUCUUCCACAGAGUUCCUCCAAGGAAGAAGUAUUUAGACCACAACAAGCACUGUCUGAUGCUGAAAAUGAAAUGAAACUGAGUAGUUUGAACCAGGAUAACAAUCUUGCUGAAGACAAUAUGAAACUUAGAAUGCAUGUCGAAGUCUUAGAAAAAGAGAAGUCAUUGUUGAGUCAAGAAAAGGAAGAGCUUCAGAUAUCACUCUCAAAACUGAACAAUGAAUAUGAAGUAAUUAAGAGUACAGCUGUGAAAGACAUGAAUUUGGAUUCAGAAUUACACAACUUACAACUUACGUUGGCAACAAAGGAACAGGAACUAAAUGAGAGUAUCAGUGAAAAAGAAAUGCUGAUAGCUGAGUUAGAAGAAUUAGACAAACAGAACCAAGAAGCUACAAAGCAUAUGAUUUUGAUAAAAGAUCAACUAUCAAAACAACAAAGUGAAGGAGAUGGCAUCAUAAAGAAACUGAAACAAGAGCUAGGUGAUGAAAAAAAGAGAAGUCAUCAGCUAGAGGAUGACAAAAUGAACAUCAUUUGGGAGUUAGACCUGCAGAAAGAAAAGUUAGCUCAAAGUGAACUGGUUCUAAAUGAUUUGCAUUUAACCAAGAAAAAGCUUGAAGAUGAAGUAGCAGAUUUAGUAGAUCAACUAAGCAAAGCAAAGAAAAAUAAUGUAAAUAUCCAGAAGGAGAACUUUCAACUCAAGGAACACAUAAGACAAAAUGAAGAGGAACUGUCUAGAGUCAGGAGUGAGCUAACUCAGUCUCUUAAUCAAGCCUCGAAGAGUUAUUUCAAAGAUGACUUACUUAAAGAAAGGGAAGGUGAAGUGAGAAACUUACAGCAGAAUCUUUCAGAAAUAAAACAGCUCAAUGAAAAUUUAAAGAAAGUUGCUUUUGAUCUCAAAAUGGAAAAUGAAAAGUUGGUUUUAGAAUGUGAAGAUGUCCGACAUCAGUUGGAAGAAUCUAUUGCUAGUCAUAAUCAAAUUUCUCAGGAAAGAAAUACUAUUGUAGAGACUCUAAAAAGGGAAAAGGGACAAGUAGAAGCAGAAAGGGAAAAGGGACAGAUAGAAGCAGAAAGGAGUUUUUCAGAAGAAGCAAACAAGUAUAAGCAAACCACUGAGGAGCUGUCAAAUGCAAGUAAUACCUCUGCCUUACAAUUGGAACAUGAGCAUUUACUUAAAUUCAGUCGAGAGAAAGACUUUGAAAUAGCAGGGCUUAAAAAGAAAAUGGAGCAAAUGGCUAAUGAUCAUAAAGAAACAAAGGAAAUUUUGUCAUCUAGUUUAGAAAAGCAGAGGCAGCUGACACAAGUCAUAAGUGAGAAAGAUAUUUUUAUUGAUAAACUUAAAGAAGAAAGUUCAAAGCUACAGGAGGAAUUAGAUACAUGUUCUCAAACCUUAAGAAAAAAUGAAAUUUUAAGGCAGACCAUCGAAGAAAAGGACAGAAGUCUUGGAUCUAUGAAAGAAGAAAACAAUCAUUUGCAAGAAGAACUGGAACGACUCAGGGAACAGCAGAGUCGAGCUCUGCCUGUGGCUGAGCCUAAAACCCUCGAAAGUGUCACUGAACUAGAAUGUGAGGUAUCUCAGCUGAACAUAAUGAAAGAUCAUCUAGAAGAGGAGAUUAAACAUCAUCUCAAGAUAAUUGAAGAUCAAAACCAGAGUAAGAUGAAACUACUUCAAUCUCUGCAGGAGCAGAAGAAGGAAAUGGAUGAGUUUAGAUACCAACAUGAGCAGAUGAACGUCACACAUACCCAGCUUUGUUUAGAAAAGGAUGAAGAAAUUAAGAAUUUACAAAAAACAAUCAAACAAAUAAAAUCCCAGUUGCAUGAAGAAAGACAAGUUAUUCAAACAGAAAAUUCUGAUAUUUUUCAAGAUAGUAAGGUUCAGAGUCUUAACAUAGAAAAUGGAAGUGAAAAGCAUGACUUAUCUAAAGCUGAAACUGAGAGAUUAGUGAAAGGAAUAAAAGAACGAGAGCUGGAGAUUAAACUUCUAAAUGAAAAGAAUGUAUCUUUAACUAAACAGAUUGAUCAGCUGUCCAAAGAUGAGGUUGGCAAACUCACUCAGAUUAUCCAGCAGAAAGACUUGGAGAUACAAGCUCUUCACGCUAGAAUUUCUUCAGCUUCCUACACCCAGGAUGUUCAACAGCAGUUGCAGGCUUACAAUAUGGAAAGAGAACAAGUAUUUGCUGUUUUAAAUGAGAAGACAAGGGAAAAUAGCCAUCUAAAAACUGAAUAUCACAAAAUGAUAGAUAUCAUCGCCGCCAAAGAAGCAGCCCUCACUAAGUUGCAAGAUGAAAAUAAGAAACUGUCCACUAGAUUUGAAAGCAGUGGCCAAGAAAUGUUUAGAGAAACUGUUCAGAAUUUAUCACGUAUCAUUCGAGAAAAAGACAUUGAAAUAGAUGCACUAAGUCAGAAAUGUGAGACUUUACUGGCUGUUUUACAGACUUCCAGCACUGGUAAUGAGGGAGGUGUUAAUAGUAACCAGUUUGAGGAGCUCCUGCAGGAACGUGAUAAGUUAAAACAGCAAGUCAAGAAAAUGGAAGAGUGGAAACAGCAGGUGAUGACCACAGUGGGGAACCUGCAACGCGAGUCUGCCCAGCAGCAGGAGGAACUGCAUCAGCUUCAGGCACAAGUUUUGGUGGACAGUGAUACUAACUCAAAGUUACAAGUGGACUACACUGGCCUGAUCCAAAGUUAUGAGCAGAAUGAAACCAAACUAAAAAAUUUUGGGCAGGAAUUAGCACAAGUUCAGCAUAGUAUAGGUCAGCUCUGCAAUACAAAGGACCUUCUUUUAGGAAAGCUUGAUAGUAUUUCACCUCAUCUCUCUUCUGGCUUACUUAGGGCAAGUAUGUCUGCUCUAUCAAGUGAGUCUUCUCAGUCACUUCAACUAGAGUUAGAAAAGCUAAGAAAAUCACUGCAGGAAAAAGAUGUAACAAUUAGAACUCUCCAGGAAAAUAAUCACAGAUUGUCUGAUUCAGUUCCAACCACCUCAGAGCAAGAAAUGAAAGAAUACGAACAAACUGAUUCAGAAAUUAAGCAGCUAAAAGAGAAACAAGAGGUUUUACAGAACUUACUUAAGGAAAAAGACCUCUUAAUCAAAGCCAAAAGUGAUCAGUUACUUUCUUCAAAUGAAAAUUUCACUAACAAAGUGAAUGAAAAUGAGCUUUUGAGGCAAGCAGUAACAAAUCUGAAGGAGAGAGUAUUAAUUUUAGAACUGGAAAUUGCUAAACUAAAAGUGGAAAAUGAAAAAAUAGUAGAAACAUCCAGGGCAAAAGAAACAGAAUACCAAGCAUUACAAGAGACUAACAUGAAGUUUUCUAUGAUGCUUCGAGAAAAAGAAUUUGAAUGCCAUUCAAUGAAAGAGAAAGCUCUUGCUUUUGAGCAGCUGUUGAAAGAAAAAGAACAGGGCAAGACUGGGGAGUUAAAUCAGCUUUUAAAUACAGUCAAAGGAAUGCAGGAGAAGAUGGUUACAUUUCAACAGGAGAGAGACCAAGUCACACUGUCCCUGAAACAGAAACAAAUGGAAAACAAUGCCCUACAGAAUGAGGUUCAACACUUACGUGACAAAGAAUUACGGUUAAACCAGGAGCUAGAGAGAUUGCGUAACCAUCUUUUAGAAUCAGAAGAUUCUUAUACCCGGGAAGCUUUGGCUGCAGAAGAUAGAGAGGCCAAACUAAGAAAGAAAGUCACAGUAUUGGAGGAAAAGCUAGUUUCAUCCUCUAAUGCAAUGGAAAAUGCAAGUCAUCAAGCCAGUGUGCAGGUAGAGUCAUUGCAGGAACAGUUGAACAUGGUCUCCAAGCAGAGGGAUGAAACUGCACUGCAGCUUUCUGUCUCUCAGGAACAAGUAAAGCAAUAUGCUAUGUCAUUAGCCAACCUGCAGAUGGUUCUAGAGCACUUCCAACAAGAGGAAAAAGCUAUGUAUUCUGCUGAAUUAGAAAAGCAAAAACAACUUAUAGCUGAAUGGAAGAAAAAGGCAGAACAUCUAGAAGGAAAGGUAUUAUCUUUACAGGAACAUUUGAAUGAAGCAAAUGCUGCUCUGGAUUCAGCAUCAAGACUUACAGAACAGUUGGAUCUAAAGGAAGAAAAGAUUGAAGAACUUAAAAAACAAAAUGAGCUUCAACAAGAAAUGUUGGAUGAUGCACAAAAGAAGCUGAUGAACUUAGUAAACAGCACAGAAGGAAAAGUGGACAAAGUCCUUAUGAGAAAUCUCCUCAUUGGCCAUUUCCACACACCAAAAAAUCAGCGUCAUGAAGUGUUCCGAUUAAUGGGAAGCAUCUUGGGUAUUAAAAGGGAGGAAAUGGAGCAGUUGCUUAAUGAAGAUCAGGGAGGUGUCACUAGGUGGAUGACUGGUUGGCUUGGAGGAGGAUCAAAAAGUGUCCCCAACACUCCACUGAGACCAAAUCAGCAAUCUGUGGUUAAUAGUUCUUUUUCAGAACUUUUUAUUAAAUUUCUAGAAAGAGAAUCUCAUCCAUCUAUUCCACCACCAAAGCUUUCUGUUCAUGAUAUGAGACCUCUAGGUUCACCAAGGAAAGAACUAAAUACAAAUGUUUCAGAAACCUUGAAAGAUACAACAGAACUCAGGGCUGGUAGAAGAACAGAUGCGAGUCCAUUCUUGGCUCCCCGCUCUGCAGCGGUGCCUCUUGUUAACCCGUCUGGACUUGGGCCUGGUGCACCAGGGCAUCUUCUUUUGAAACCCAUCUCAGAUGUGCUGCCCACAUUUACGCCUUUGCCGGUGUCACCUGACAACAGCGCUGGAGUUGUACUGAAAGACCUUUUAAAGCAAUAGGGAUCGAACUCAGGACCUUGCGCUUUCGAGGCAGACGGGAGAACCACUGAGCUAAAUCCCUGGCCCUGAUUUAUUCUAAUUUAAGCUGGAAAAAUUUUAUUUCUCUUUUACCUUGGAAAAAUAAAAAAGGAAAAGCAAAAAUGUUAGUAACUAUAUAUAUCAGCUUUUUAUUUCAGUCUCUGAUUUUCAAGCUCAUUUCAGGUAGAGAUGUGGUUUAUUUUUUAAAGUAAUGAAAGAUUUUUUUUUAAAUGAAGAAAAAAUAGUAGCUAGAAGUGGCUUUUCAAGAGAGUGCAGAUAAUUGAUCCGAAGCAAACAUGAAUCAUCUUUAGAGAACUCUGAGUCGACAGCCAAGAACAGGGUUGUCUGGGAGGUCACAGGGGCCCCGAGAAGGAAUGUGUAUUUGGUUCUCUGCAUUUUUGUCCCCUGUGCACGUUCCUGUGACCACUGCCACAGUCAAGAUACAGCACUCUCAUCACAGGGACCCUGAACUGCCCUUUCCCAGCCAUUAUCACCCUCCCGCCUCCCACCUUAGUCCCUGACAGCCACUCUGUUCUCCAGCUCUGUGAUUUAGUCAUUCCCGGAAUGCUUUUCAGGUGGAAUCCUAAAUUAUGAAACCUCUGAGACUGGUCUUUCUCACUUACCAUAAUUCCCUUCAGCUCCGUGCAAAGGGCUACAGUAUCAAUAGUUCGUUCCCUUUUACUGGUGAGUACCUGGUAUGAAUGAAUAUACCAUUUAGUUUGAGCAGCUAAGGUGUCUGUUGAGAGGCAUCAUCUGAAACUGAAGACUGACUCACAGGAACACACCACUGACUGACGUGUGAACUCGCCCAGCGGCGUCCCCGUAACUGUAACUGUAAUUAGCAAUAUCUCUGCACACACCACCACCUGCCUCUAUCUGACGCGUCAGUUCCCAGAGGUUCAGCAGCUGUAUCCGUGGGUCCCCAUCACAGGGGCCACUGAGGGCAAGGAGGUCACUGCAGCAGCACCAGCACCAGCCAGAUAUCUGGAAUUUAAGAGUGAGAUACUUCUUUAAUUUUCUAUAAACUCAUCAUAAAAUUCCUGAUGUGGAAGUUAAGUGUGCUCAUAUUCAGAUGCUCAUAUUUGUAUUAGUUGUUGAAGUUGUACACUUAAUGUUUCUUGUGGAUUUGGUACAUUUACAUAUGCCUUUAAAAUAGAAGCAUUUAUAUAACAAGGAAAGGUAAAAACGUGACUAAUCCAAAUAUGUAAAUAGAUCUGGCUAAAUUUGAUUGGCUGUAAAUUUUGCUAUGAUUAAUUGUAUAUUUCUAAUGUGUUUGGAAGAGUGGAAAGUUUGAUUAUGUGUUGAUGGUUAAAACCAGUUUUCUGAAAAAUUAACUAAUUGAGAUAGUGCUGCUUCACAAUGUCACCUUUCUUCUUAACUAAUUUACUUUGCCAUUCUUUAGUGCAUUUGAAAGGAAGUUGUCAUGGAAGUUCAUAUUAGAGCUUUUAGACACCUUCCUGUCAGUCUUCCCGUUAUUGUUUCUCUAUGACCCUAGAGAUGCUCCUCAGCUUACAGUGGGGUCGCAUCCUCAUAGACCCAUUGUAAAUUGAAAAUGUGUUAAAUCCAUACCAUAAAAGAUACUUUUGCCAACUAUCCUAAAUUAUAUGCUGCUUGCCAUUGAAGUUUCAUUCCGUGUAGAACAACUGAGAUAAUAGUUUCUAAGCUAAGAACAUUAUACUUGGGUCCUUCAUUUAGAAGAAAUGGAGCAUACAAAAAAUGUUUUAUUUUGGAAAGGAGAUAUAUAAUGGAUAUUUGUAUAGUACAUCAUCAUAUAUAUAAAAUGCCUUCUAUGAUGUUUUAAGUAUGACCAAAAAACCUGUCUUUUUCUCCCGUAGCUUAGCCUAAGUUUGACAGCUGCAGCGGCUGGAUUGUACAUCCCAUCAUCAUAGAGCAUAUCACAUGACUGAGAUUUAAGUUUCUCUCCUGGUCUGAAGCUGUGAUACCUGACAUUUUUGUUGUAUCCUUGAAACUGUAGCUGACUGAUAUGCAUAGUACGUGUGUCGAUCUAAACCAGACGUAACUCGCUGACGUUUCUGAAACAUGGUGUCAGAGGAGAACCAUCUGCUCGAGGAAUCUUCUUGAUACCAGAUAGUGAUGCAGCAUUUAAUUCAGAUGCUACCAAUAGGGCAUUGCUAAUAGAACACUCCUGGCACUGUUUUAAUUACAGUAAUUUUGCUGGUUUUUUUCUCUGUAAACUUAAUAGAAUUUGUGGUCGAAUUUCAGUUUUGCUGCCAGUUUUUCACAGCAUUCCUACUGUUUUUCAACUAUAGUUAGUGACCAUAUUUUAGUAGAAAAUUUACAGCCAUUCAGUUCAAUUUUGAUAUAAUUCUCUUUCAUGUGAUAUCCCCCUCAAACACAUAUACACACAUACCCAGUACUAAGAAUUGGACCCACGGACUUCACGCUGAACUACAUCCCCAGCCCUAUUUUAAUGUGGAGAGAGGAUCUUACUAAAUUCCCCAAGCUGGUCAAAACUUGUGAUCCUCCUGCCUCAGCUUUUCAGAGUGCUGCAAUUAUAGGCAUGUGCUACCACAUCUGCCUUUCAUACUGUUUUUAAAGUUUUAGUUCCUAAUGCUCUUGUUUGUUUAAAAAUGAGGAUAGGGGACCAAAACUAAUAAAGCCAUAGGAAAAAAAGGAAAGACUUUAUUGCAACUAGUCAGUAGAAAUGUUAAAUAUUACCAGCUACCCCCCAAAAGCCUUUAGCUUCUUUAAAACUUUCACAGGAAGAUUUCAAAAUGCUUACCUAGCCAGUAACUGAGGAGGGGAAGCAAGCUACAUUCAGGGACAGGAAUGAUGAGAACUAUUUACAAAGUGCUAUGUAUGAAGCUCAAAGGAUUUGAAUUUGAUUUUUACAAGUAGUGAAGUUUUGUUGGGCCAGGUGGUGCAUGCCUGUAAUCCCAGCGCUCAGGAAGCUGAGGCAGGAGGAUCACUGUGAGUUCAAGGCCAGCCUAAACUACAUGGUGAGCCCCUGUCUCAAAAAAACAACAACAAAAGAAUCAAAUAAAAUAAAACUAGUGAAGUUUUUCACAUAUCAAAAUGUUUAAAACAUCUUCCAUCAAUAAAAAUUUAUCUUUAAUGUUGUAAAUAUCAAAUAAGUUAGAUCAUAUUUAUUUAUGUAUUCCUUUGGAAAAAUGGUAAUUUUAAUGUUCUGACAUUUGAUUAUUUCCCUUUUAACCUUUGAAGGUUUUACUAUUUAAAAUUGAUAAAUUAACCAGGCAUAGUGGCUCAUGCCUGUAAUCUCAGCACUCUGGAGCCUGAGGCAGGAGGAUCAUGAUGAGUUCAAGGUCAGCCUGGGCUACACAGCAAGACCCUGUCUCAAAAUAAACUUGAAAAAAAAUUGAUAAAUUUUCAUUUGAUUUAUAGAGAAAUAUCUAAAUGUGAGAAAUUUCCAAUCCAACCUUGUGUUUUAUGGAGCUAAAAUGAGUGCACUUUUUAAUUUCUUGGGAGUGCUGCAAGGCAAAAUAAAAUAUUCCAAAUAAAAAUGUAUAUUUAAAUCGG